Messenger RNA from Lucilia sericata (common green bottle fly), 1624 nucleotides. It is a transcript of the gene wupA, whose product is annotated as troponin I. Bases 189 to 1037 code for a protein of 282 amino acids. Gene Ontology annotation, biological process: muscle contraction. NCBI's taxonomy places the organism in Eukaryota, Metazoa, Arthropoda, Insecta, Diptera, Calliphoridae. Gene Ontology annotation, cellular component: troponin complex. The transcript is spliced from 9 exons. The record is from RefSeq and is a predicted model, not a curated record.
GAGCAAAAUAAUGAUCAACGGGAAAAAUGAUCUGUAGUGAGUUUCUGACAAAAAUAUAGUCUGCCGUUAGUCGUCGGACCGUUCAGUCUUUUCGUUCGAAACAGUGCUUAACGAGUUGUGUGUUAGAUCGCACACCUUUUUUUAAAUUUCCUUUAAAGAGACUUAAACCUUAAAACCACAAAUCAAACAUGGCUGAUGAGGAGAAAAAGGAAGCGGCUCCAGCACCAGCUCCAGCAGCAGCUCCUGCCCCAGCUCCAGCAGCCGCACCAGCAGCGGCAGCACCAGCAGCAGCCCCAGCGGCAGCACCGGCAGCAGCUCCUGCUGCAGGAGCACCAGCUGCUGCCCCUGCAGCCAAUGGUAAAGCUGCCGCACCUGCUGCAGCACCCGCAGCCAAUGGCAAAGCCGCAGCACCAGCAGCCAAUGGUAAAGCUGCCAAACCUUUAACACCAGCUGAAGAGGCUAAGAAGGCUAAACAAGCCGAAAUUGAACGCAAGCGUGCUGAAGUACGCAAGCGUAUGGAAGAAGCUUCCAAGGCUAAGAAGGCCAAGAAGGGUUUCAUGACUCCCGAAAGAAAGAAGAAACUCAGGUUGUUGCUCCGCAAGAAAGCCGCUGAAGAAUUGAAGAAAGAACAAGAACGCAAAGCCGCUGAACGUAGACGUAUCAUUGAAGAACGUUGCGGUAGUCCCAGAAACCUCAGUGACGCCAGCGAAGCCGAACUACAAACUAUAUGCAAAGAAUAUUGGCAACGUCUAUUCAAUUUGGAGGGUGAUAAAUUUGAUUUAGAGCAUAUUGAAAAAAUGAAACAAUGUGAGAUCAACGAUCUCAAUGCCCAAGUUAACGAUCUUCGUGGCAAGUUCGUUAAGCCUGCUUUGAAGAAGGUUUCCAAAUACGAAAACAAAUUCGCCAAGCUCCAAAAGAAGGCUGCUGAAUUCAACUUCCGUAAUCAACUUAAGGUUGUCAAGAAGAAGGAAUUCACAUUGGAAGAAGAAGAAAAGGAGAAAAAGAUUAAAGAUUCUAUACUAAAAUCCAAAAAGUAAGAAACCCGACUGGUCCAAGGGCAAGGCUGCUGAUAAGCCAAAGGAGGAAGCUGAAGUUGAAGCCUAAGUGUUCCGAUUUUAUAUAUAUGACCGUAUCCCGCCCUAUUUUUAAAUAAAAAAAAUCAUUUAUUAUUUAUUAAUUGUUUUCAAACAACAACAACAAAUUAUGUACAUCUAAAUUAUAUGAAAGAAAAAGAAAACCAUAAAAAACAACAAAAAAAAAUUUAAUUAAAACUAUAUUUUUUUUUAAAAAAAACUCUUAAUCAAUUGGUCAAGAAAAAUUCCUAUAAUUUAUGAAUUAUUAAGUUAUGAUUGCUAUGACAUAUUAGAUCUGCUCCAUUAACAGGUUUUUCACCUCCUUGUAAAUAUGCUGCUGUUUAUUUGAGUAUGUUUUACCAGAACUUAGUUGUUUUUAACAUUUCUUUUUAUUUUUGUGGGUAAUAACUCCUAACACACCAUCCUAAAUUGCAGCUUAUUCUUUUAGCAAUUUUAUUUGCUUUCUUUUUUGUAAAGUAUAAUAUUUAAUUAUGUAACUAUAAUAAAGAAAAUUUUUGAAAAUAAAUUUGUUUAAAGGAAAACAAAAAAAA